AUAUUUUUGAAAGAUUUCGGUAUGUAUCGGUACAUUUCUGAGUGUCGGACCGUUCACCUUAUCGAUAUGUCCGAUAAGUUUCUUUCUUUCUUUUGCUUCAAAAUGGCUGAUCAGAACGAGCGCGCCUUCCAAAAACAAUUUGGUGUGAACCUAAACCGCAAGGUGAAGCCAGGCGUCACCAAGAAGAAGAUCCUCCGCCGUUAUCGUGAUGUCGGUCUGGGUUUCAAGACCCCUCGUGAGGCCAUCGAUGGUACCUACAUUGACAAGAAGUGCCCCUGGACUGGCGAUGUUCGUAUUCGUGGUCGCAUCCUGAUCGGUGUUGUCCGCAAGACGAAAAUGCAGCGUACCAUUGUCAUUCGUCGUGACUACUUGCACUUUGUGCGCAAAUAUAGUCGUUUCGAGAAGCGUCACCGCAACAUGAGCGUCCACUGCUCGCCCGCUUUCAGAGAUGUUGAGCACGGCGACAUUGUCACCAUUGGCGAGUGCCGUCCCCUCUCAAAGACUGUGCGCUUCAAUGUACUGAAAGUCAACAAGGGUCAGGGUGCCAAGAAGAGCUUCAAGAAGUUUUAAAUGAGGACACCAGCGGAAAAGAUAAUAUUUGUAGAAUUUAUUCUUUUUGAAUAAAACAAAAAUUUAACUUUAAUCGCUAUUAUUCCACAGUCCAGUCCUCUCAGUUUCCACAGCAUUUUCAGAAGAUGCCGGCAGCCACUUAACUCAAAGAAUUCAAGAUGACCACUCGUGAAAGAUAAAUCAAUUAAUAACGGGAACUUGUAUGAAAUUUUUGUUAUAAUAAAAAAACUUUCAAUCCGAAAUAAAGGUUGCCAGAAUAA
Drosophila pseudoobscura is the source of this 830-nucleotide messenger RNA. RefSeq names its product ribosomal protein S11 (gene RpS11). Gene Ontology annotation, molecular function: structural constituent of ribosome. Gene Ontology annotation, cellular component: cytosolic small ribosomal subunit; ribosome. Gene Ontology annotation, biological process: translation. The transcript is spliced from 5 exons. The record is from RefSeq and is a predicted model, not a curated record. NCBI's taxonomy places the organism in Eukaryota, Metazoa, Arthropoda, Insecta, Diptera, Drosophilidae. Bases 22 to 570 code for a protein of 182 amino acids.